AUUCAAACCAAAAAAAGGUUGAGCUAUUUCAUCUUUUUAUUCAAGAAAAAAGUCAGUGAGUCAAGAUGUUUGUAAUCAAAAGAGAUGGAAGAAAAGAAAAUGUCAUGUUUGAUAAGAUAACCUCGCGUAUAUCAAAGCUUUGCUACGGUCUGAACGAAGAUUUUGUUGUUCCUGCUAAAAUUGCUCAAAAGGUUGUGUCUGGUGUUUAUCAAGGCAUUACUACUGUUGAACUUGAUAAUCUCACCGCCGAGACGGCUGCGUACAUGACAACGAAUCAUCCUGAUUUUGCCAUCCUUGCUGCUCGCAUUGCUAUAUCAAACCUUCAAAAGGAAACCGACGAUAAGUUUAGUUCUGUCAUCCAUAAGUUGUACCAUCAUGAACAUCCCAAACUAAAGCAACCAAAUCCUCUGGUUUCCAAGGAGCUUUAUGAUGUUGUCAUGGCUAACGCCGAUAAGAUUGACGCUGCCAUCAUUCACGAUAGAGAUUUUGAUUUUAACUUCUUUGGCUUUAAAACGUUAGAGCGUAGCUACUUGCUAAAGAUCAAUAACGAAAUCGUUGAACGACCUCAAUAUAUGAUUAUGCGUGUUGCUAUUGGCAUUCACGGUAAUGACCUAGAAAGCGCCUUUAGAACCUAUGAUCUUAUGUCAUCUAAAUACUUUACUCAUGCUACACCUACAUUGUUCAACGCUGGUACACCUAAACCUCAAUUAUCUAGUUGCUUCCUUGUUCAAAUGAAAGAGGACAGUAUCGAAGGCAUCUAUGAUACUAUCACCACUUGUGCUCGUAUCUCCAAGUCUGCUGGCGGUGUUGGCGUUGCUGCUCAAAAGAUUCGUGGCUCUGGCUCUUAUAUCGCAGGAACAAACGGUACCUCCAAUGGCAUCAUUCCAAUGCUCCGAGUCUUUAAUGACACCGCUCGCUUUGUGACACAAGGAGGUGGUAAACGCAACGGUAACUUUGCUGUCUAUAUAGAACCUUGGCAUGUCGAUGUAUUCGAAUUCUUGGACUUGCGAAAGAACAAUGGUGCUGAGGAAAUGCGCGCGCGCGACUUGUUCUUGGGAUUAUGGGUGCCUGAUCUUUUCAUGGAGCGUGUUGAGAAAAACGAGAAAUGGUCAUUGUUUUGCCCUGAUGAAGCACCCGGCUUAUGGGAUAACUAUGGAGAAAAGUUCGAUUCUCUCUAUAUAAAAUACGAGAACGAAGGAAAGGCUAGAAGAACAGUCGACGCUCAGAAGCUUUGGUUUGCCAUUUUGGAAGCACAAACCGAGACUGGAAUGCCAUAUAUGCUUUAUAAAGAUUCAUGCAACAAGAAAUCAAACCAAAAGAAUCUUGGAACUAUAACUUCUUCCAAUUUGUGUACAGAAAUCAUCGAAUACACCUCUCCUGAUGAAGUUGCUGUCUGUAAUUUGGCUUCUCUUGCUUUACCCAAGUUUGUUAAUAGAGACACAAAAUCAUUUGAUUUUGAAAAGCUUCAUCAAGUCACCAAAGUAGUGACACGCAAUCUGAACAAGGUCAUUGAUGUCAACUAUUAUCCAGUCGAAGAAGCACGUAACAGCAACAUGCGACACCGUCCCAUCGGUCUCGGCGUUCAAGGGCUUGCUGAUGCGUUUAUCUUGAUGCGCUAUCCCUUUGAUUCUCCUGAAGCUGCUCAAUUGAACAGAGAUAUUUUCGAAAGAAUCUAUUUUGCUGCUCUAGAAGCUUCAUGUGAGCUUGCCAAAGAACAGGGACCCUAUGAGACUUACGAAGGCUCGCCUGUAAGUCAAGGUAUUCUUCAACACGAUUUAUGGAAUGUCAAAGGCUCGGAACAUCUCGAUUGGAAUACUUUGAGAGCCAAUAUCAGGAAAUAUGGUGUCCGUAACUCUCUUCUUGUUGCUCCUAUGCCUACUGCUAGCACUAGUCAAAUAUUGGGUAAUAACGAAUGCUUCGAGCCUUACACUAGCAAUAUUUAUACGCGUCGUGUUCAAAGCGGUGAAUUCCAAAUAGUCAACCAGCAUUUAUUGAAUGAUCUCAUUGAACUCGAUUUAUGGAAUGAUAACAUCAAGAACAUGAUGAUCGCUCAUGGCGGUAGUAUCCAGCGUAUUCCUGGCAUUCCUGAUGAUCUCAAAAAACUAUACAAGACCGUGUGGGAGAUUUCACAAAGAACUAUUAUUGACAUGGCCGCUGAUAGAGGAGCCUUUAUUGAUCAAUCUCAAUCUAUGAAUUUAUUUACUGCCGAACCAAACUUUGGCAAAUUGACUUCUAUGCACUUUUAUGCCUGGAAGAAGGGACUAAAGACUGGCAUGUACUAUUUGAGAUCUAGACCUGCAGUUGAUGCAAUCAAGUUUACUGUUGACCAAUUGGCACUUAAAGAGAUGUCAUUAUCUGAGACAAGCGGCGCAAGUAACAAAAUCAAAUCAAGCAAAGAAGCAGAAGAGCAACAAAGAUUAGCACAGCUGCAGUGCUCAUUAGACAACCGUGAUGCCUGUGUUAUGUGCAGCGGUUAAACUCGCUUGAUGUAUGUAAAUACAUAUGUUCUUGAGAAUAUGUAAUUUGUUUUCCUUUCUUUAUUAUUUAAUCCCAUAUUUUCAUUCAACCUCUCUCAUCAUCCAUUUUAUGUCAUACAUCUUGUAUCACUUUUUAAUAUUUCAAUAAAAAAAAACAUCAUUUCUUUUUACAUAUAAUGUUGAGCAAAAAGAGAUGAUCUUUAUAGAUAACGUCAUUGAAAAAAGACUCUAAGUUAGGUAUCAACGACUCUU
Molecule: messenger RNA, 2729 nt
Organism: Rhizopus microsporus ATCC 52813
Lineage: Eukaryota; Fungi; Mucoromycota; Mucoromycetes; Mucorales; Rhizopodaceae
Exons: 7
Coding region: 66-2477 (803 amino acids)
Biological process (GO): DNA replication; deoxyribonucleotide biosynthetic process
Cellular component (GO): ribonucleoside-diphosphate reductase complex
Molecular function (GO): ATP binding; ribonucleoside-diphosphate reductase activity, thioredoxin disulfide as acceptor
Source: RefSeq, a predicted model, not a curated record